GUAUAUGAAAGGUCGUUUAAAAUGUGAUCAGAUUAAUGCAGCUGUUCAGGAUAUAAACAAGGCUAUCAUGGGCAGGUACAAGAUCCUACAUUGUCCUCUGAAAUCUGUGAAUGCAUCAGUCAGAAAUCUCUACUGCAGAAUCAUGCAAGAAGAAACUGAGGAUACAAAAGGUGAAUUUUUUAUUGUGGAGGAUGAUAUCAGAGAGUUCACCCAAAUGAAAGUAGAUAGGCGCUUCUAUAAUAUCAUCGCUAUCCUGCGCCACUGCCAGAGAGUGAGACAAGUUCGUGGCUCAGGAGUCACCCGCUACAUCAUCUGCUAA
Messenger RNA from Pterocles gutturalis (yellow-throated sandgrouse), 319 nucleotides. Its product is annotated as spindle and kinetochore-associated protein 1-like. Gene Ontology annotation, cellular component: mitotic spindle; spindle microtubule; outer kinetochore. Lineage: Eukaryota; Metazoa; Chordata; Aves; Pterocliformes; Pteroclidae. The transcript has 2 exons. Gene Ontology annotation, biological process: regulation of microtubule polymerization or depolymerization; mitotic cell cycle; chromosome segregation. Gene Ontology annotation, molecular function: microtubule binding. The annotation marks the transcript as partial. The record is from RefSeq and is a predicted model, not a curated record.